Messenger RNA from Selaginella moellendorffii, 1179 nucleotides. Its product is annotated as pentatricopeptide repeat-containing protein At3g24000, mitochondrial-like. The record is from RefSeq and is a predicted model, not a curated record. Lineage: Eukaryota; Viridiplantae; Streptophyta; Lycopodiopsida; Selaginellales; Selaginellaceae. Bases 1 to 1179 code for a protein of 392 amino acids. Gene Ontology annotation, molecular function: RNA binding; protein binding. The transcript is spliced from 3 exons. Gene Ontology annotation, biological process: RNA modification.
AUGGUCGACGCGCGGAUGGUUUUCGAGAGCAUGCCUCGUCGUGAUGUCGUGCUCUGGACGAGCUUGAUACAAGGCUUUGUGGACAACGGGGAAAGCAAGCUGGCUCUCGUGUUCUUCGAAGAUACGAAGCUAUCUGGGUGCUGUCCAAGCUCUCGGACGUGUGUUGCUGCGCUUGCCGCCUGUGCGAGCUCGGCAAUGCGAGAAGAAGCGGUGGAUGUCGACGGCAAACUCGUGAAGAGAAAGAGCUUGGAAACCGGGGUGGCUAUCCACGGUGAGGCUUCAAACAGCAGGUGCUGUGAGGACGUGUUCGUGGGGAACACUCUGAUCGAUAUGUACGCGAAGUGUGAGAAGCUAGAGGAAGCUCGCAAGGUCUUCGAUGGCAUGGCUGGCCGAUGUAAGUGGAGACAGCAAGCUGGCCUUGGAGCUGUUCUUCGGCAUGGCUCGGGAGAACGAUCCGGACGAGAGAACGUUUGUUGCUGCGCUCAUGGCCUGCGUCCACCUUUCAGCGUCCGAGGCACCUGUUCCGUGAGAAGAUGGAAAGCUAGUGCGAAUCCAGAGCCUAGAAAAGGGGAUGGAGAUUCAUUCUCUCGCCGCGAAGUUUGGACGCUGCGAGCACAGAUUUGUCGGGAGCAGCUUGGUGGACAUCUGGAAGGAAACUCCAGGCUGAGCUUUACAGGCGUGGGCUGGAAGACGAUCAAGUUGUGGGGAGUAAACUUCUACAGGAAGUGCGGAGUUAUGAGUGCGGCCGAGCACUUGUUUGGAUCUCUGGCAGUCCGAGAUAUCGUCGCCUGGAAUGCACUGGUCACGGGAUUCGGCCAACAGGGUGACACGCCGCGCGUGUUCGAAGCCUUUCGCGAGAUGCGAGAAGAUGGCGUGCGAGCAAACGCAAUCACAUUUGUCUCGGUCAUCACUGCUUGCAGCCACGGCGGCCUAGUUGAACGAGGCAGGGAGUUUUUCCAGGCAAUGGACCCGGAUUCUGGCAUUGUUUGCAGGAUUCAUCACUACAGCAGCUUGGUGGAUCUCAUCGACGAGAAUGACUCGGCUGCAUACGUUCUGAUGGCGAGCAUCUACCGGAGCGCGGGGCUGUGGGAGGAUCAUGAUAAGCUCAAGACUAUACAGGAGGCGGCCUUGAAAGCGGAUAAAAAGAGUUCACUUCAUCAAGCGGUCACACGAUGGUGA